This is a messenger RNA of Orycteropus afer afer, 1278 nucleotides long. It is a transcript of the gene BPIFB3, whose product is annotated as BPI fold containing family B member 3. NCBI's taxonomy places the organism in Eukaryota, Metazoa, Chordata, Mammalia, Tubulidentata, Orycteropodidae. The record is from RefSeq and is a predicted model, not a curated record. Gene Ontology annotation, molecular function: lipid binding. The transcript is spliced from 15 exons. Bases 1 to 1278 code for a protein of 425 amino acids.
AUGUUGGGUACAUGGUCCCUGCUUCUCCUCUGGGGUCUAGUGACUCCGAGCCAGGGGCUCCUCGAAACAGUGGGCACGCUAGCUAGGAUCGACCAAGAUGAGCUCGGCAAAGUUGAGGAGCUCUCCGGGCUAAAGAUCGAGGAGAUCACGUUGCCCAAGGUGUCUCUGAAGCUGCUGCCAGGGUUUGGGGUGCAGCUGAACCUGCACACCAAGGUGGGCCUGCAUGGCUCUGGGCCGCUGGGGAGCCUUCUGCAGCUGGGGGCCGAGGUGAACGUGUCAUCGCGGGUGGCGCUGGGCGUGAGUGCGCGAGGCACGCCCAUCCUCAUCGUCAAGCGCUGCAGCACGCUCCUGGGUCACAUCAGCCUGGUCUCGGGGCUGCUACCUGCACCGCUCUUUGGGGUCGUGGAACAGACGCUCUUCAAGGUGCUGCCAGGACUGCUCUGCCCCGUGGUGGACAGUGUGCUGGGCGUGGUGAAUGAACUCCUAGGCGCUGUGCUGUCCCUGGUGCCCCUUGGGGCUCUUGGAUCCGUGGAGUUCUCUCUGGCUACACUGCCUCUCAUUUCCAACCAGUACAUAGAGCUGGACAUCAACCCCAUUGUGAAAGGUGUAGCUGGUAACAUCAUCGACUUCCCUAAGCCUCCCAAGCCUGUUAAGGUUCCCCCUAAGGAGGACCACACAUCCCAGGUGACAGUGCCACUGUACCUCUUCACCACUGUGUUUGGACUCCUGCAGACCAAUGGUGCUCUUGACAUAGACAUCACCUCUGAGCUGGUUCCCAACAAUGUCCCACUGACAACCACAGACCUGGCAGCUUUGGCCCCUGCGGCACUGGGGAAAUUGCCCCCGUAUGAGCACCUGCUGCUCUCACUGCGGGUGAAGGAAGCACCCACCGUCACGCUCCAGAGCAAGAAGGCCACGGUCUCCAUCACAGCGGCCAUCCACGUGCUGUCCUAUGCCCCUAAAGGGACUCCUGAAGCCCUCUUUGACCUGAACGGGGUUAUAACUCUGAAUGCCCAGUUGGCUCCCUCGGCUACUAAGCUGCACGUCUCCCUGUCCCUGGAACGGCUCAAGGUCAAGCUGGCCUCCUCCUUUUCCCAGCCCUUUGAUGCGUCCCGUUUAGAAGAAUGGCUCAGUGAUGUGCUCCGGGUGGCUUAUGUGCCGAAGCUCAAUGUGGAUCUGGAUGUUGGAAUCCCCCUGCCUAAGGUUCUCAAUGUCAAUUUUGCCAAUGCAGUCCUGGACGUUAUAGAGAAUGCUGUUGUGCUGACGGUGGCAUCCUGA